Molecule: messenger RNA, 564 nt
Organism: Babjeviella inositovora NRRL Y-12698
Lineage: Eukaryota; Fungi; Ascomycota; Pichiomycetes; Serinales
Gene: HRT1
Product: SCF ubiquitin ligase complex subunit
Exons: 5
Coding region: 1-357 (118 amino acids)
Biological process (GO): ubiquitin-dependent protein catabolic process; protein ubiquitination
Cellular component (GO): cullin-RING ubiquitin ligase complex; nucleus
Molecular function (GO): ubiquitin protein ligase activity; zinc ion binding; cullin family protein binding
Source: RefSeq, a predicted model, not a curated record
AUGUCCGAAGAAAUGGAAAUUGAUACCUCCCCAUCAAGUGAAACCCCACAGUCACAGGAAGUGGAGACCAAGAAAGACGCCAAGAAGAGAUUUGAGGUCAAAAAGUGGACGGCCGUGGCCUUUUGGUCUUGGGAUAUUGUGGUCGAUACCUGCGCCAUUUGCAGAAACCACCUAAUGGAUCAAUGUAUCGAAUGCCAACCGAAUAGCAUGAAUGGCCAACAGACCGAGGAAUGUAUAGCCGCCUGGGGUACCUGUAACCACGCCUUCCACUUGCAUUGUAUCACCAGAUGGUUGAAGAACAGAAACUCCUGCCCGUUGGAUUCCAGAGAGUGGGUAUUUCAAAAGUAUGGUCGUUAGUGGCUCUUUUUUCUCCGACUGCUGGCCAAUGUCCCUUGUUUAGAGCUGUAAUCGGCUUUUGCAUUAUACCUUUAUAUUAUUCACUUUAUGCGCUUUGCUAGCUUGUAGGACGUGCCACGGGUUUUAGGGAUAGAUCCUACCUUCAGCGUAAGGGCUAUUAAAUGGUAUUCUUGUUAUAGUGGCACAGAAAUGCAUUUAUCAUGGUAG